Messenger RNA from Lacerta agilis (Sand lizard), 465 nucleotides. RefSeq names its product DNA-directed RNA polymerases I and III subunit RPAC2-like. Lineage: Eukaryota; Metazoa; Chordata; Lepidosauria; Squamata; Lacertidae. Gene Ontology annotation, molecular function: DNA binding; protein dimerization activity; DNA-directed RNA polymerase activity. Gene Ontology annotation, biological process: DNA-templated transcription. Gene Ontology annotation, cellular component: RNA polymerase I complex; RNA polymerase III complex. The record is from RefSeq and is a predicted model, not a curated record. The transcript has a single exon. Bases 16 to 465 code for a protein of 149 amino acids.
CUCGUGAGGAAGAGGAUGGGGGACGAGGAGGACGAGAAGAAGCCACUAGUGCUGCAGAUGGUACGGGCAGAUGGGACAGAUAAGAACUGUUUUAUGUUUGUGCUCCACAAUGAGGACCACACCCUUGGCAACUCCCUUCAAUACAUGAUCAUGAAAAACCCGGAUGUGGAGUUCUGUGGAUAUAGCAUCACCCAUCCUUCUGAAAGAAAAAUAAACCUCCGCAUCCAGACCAAAGGAGGCCUACCGGCUGUUGAUAUGUUCCAGAAGGGGCUGGAGGAUCUCAUGGGUGUCUGCCAGCACAUACUCAGCAAAUUUGAGGCAAGCGUGGAAGAGUACAAUGCCCAGAAGGAUGUGACUAUGCAUAGUCUUGAAUUCCAAUCUGCUGUUCAGUCCUGGCCACAGAACUUGGUCUGCUUUGGUUGUCUUGAUGGAUGGCCUUUGCAGAGUGUGGGAUGGGGAGUGUGA